AUGCAAAAGAAACCCGAUGGAAGACCGCUCGAUUUGCUGGAAAGCUUCAAACCUUCCAACGAAACGGAUCUGGCAAUACACGUGAAAAAGAUUGAGGAAGUAAGAAUGUGGCUUACGGAGGCCCAAAAAAUGCACCCCGCCUCUCAGAUGCUGCUCAUCACCGGUCCAGCAGGAAGCGGGAAAAGCAUUUGCCUUAAAACGCUCGCGCAAGCGAUGAAAUACGACAUCAGCGAAUGGACGACACCUGUCGAUGUGGAACUUUACUUCAACGAUGGGUACGAUUUCGAGGAAACGCGGGAAGAUAAAAAGGGUCGUCGGCCACAGAAGGCACUGUUUGAUGAUUUCCUGUACAAAACAUCUCGGUACUGUUCACUGUUCGGUACAGCGAGUGCAACCGGAAAGCUGCUGCUGGUGAAAGAUUUCCCAAACUCCAUGCUCCGCUCGCCGGAAGACUUUCACAAUUCGCUGGAACGGUUUCGAGGCAGUAGUACCGAUCCGAUCGUGUUUAUUGCCACGGACACUGCAAGCAAAUCGCUGGAUGUGGCAUACAAUUUGUUUCCGGCGACGGUUAUGGAUACCUUUCAGAUACAUCACAUUAAAUUCAAUGCCGUUUCGGCAACGUUGCUGAAGAAAGCGAUCAAGCGUAUGGGCGGUUUUAUAAGGGCGGAUAAAGAGCUGUCAAAGCUGUAUCAAGCCGUUCCUUCCAGGGCGGUGGAAGAGGACAUUAUAGCUUCCUCUCAGGGGGAUUUAAGAAACUGCUGUCUAAACUAUCUGUUCACCUGCAUGAAAUCUGAAGCAGGUCCAUGGCCAAAGCGCUUGCGGCUAGAUAGUGGCGGUGCUCACGGUAGCAAAAAAGCGAAAACAGGCGGAACUGCGGCAAAACAGAGGACCAAACCGGUGGGAUUGAGUGAAAAUUUAACGAUCAUGCAUGGGCUCGGACGCAUCUUUCAUCCCAAAUUUAUUAAACAGGAUGGAGGAGAUACGAGAUUUGUACAUCCGCCCGAAAGCAUUGCGGAAUGUUUUUUAACACAACCGGCAAGCAUCGUGUCGCUGCUUCAUUCAAACUACGUAACCCGCUGUUCGGAUAUUCAAAAUGUGUCCCGGGCAUCGGAUACGCUCACUGUAGUGGAUGCAAUCAUGAAUGAAUUUCGGAGCGAGCAAUUGGCAAUGUAUGGCUUAAACAUAGCCGUUCGCAGUAUGAUGGUGAACAACGAACAAACCGCGCACGGUUUCCAACCGAUAAGGAAAAAAAUUAAUGUCCAGCUUCACGACAGUACCAAAGCUUAUGCAGAGCAGCUAAAAAAAGUGGGUUUAAUUCUGCGCCCAGUACCGACCCGGAUGUUAGCUACAGAGUACAAGGGAUAUGUGUCCAUCAUUCAAAAAGCAGCAUUAAAUAAAUCUCACCUUGAUACGGUGGCCACGUAG
This is a messenger RNA of Anopheles maculipalpis, 1425 nucleotides long. It is a transcript of the gene Rad17, whose product is annotated as cell cycle checkpoint protein RAD17. The record is from RefSeq and is a predicted model, not a curated record. Gene Ontology annotation, molecular function: chromatin binding. Gene Ontology annotation, biological process: DNA damage checkpoint signaling; mitotic DNA replication checkpoint signaling; DNA repair. The transcript has 4 exons. The coding region runs from base 1 to 1425 and encodes 474 amino acids. Lineage: Eukaryota; Metazoa; Arthropoda; Insecta; Diptera; Culicidae.